This is a messenger RNA of Myotis daubentonii (Daubenton's bat), 3645 nucleotides long. RefSeq names its product NOP2/Sun RNA methyltransferase 3 (gene NSUN3). Gene Ontology annotation, biological process: rRNA methylation. The record is from RefSeq and is a predicted model, not a curated record. Gene Ontology annotation, molecular function: RNA methyltransferase activity. NCBI's taxonomy places the organism in Eukaryota, Metazoa, Chordata, Mammalia, Chiroptera, Vespertilionidae. Gene Ontology annotation, cellular component: mitochondrial large ribosomal subunit.
GCAGUAUCUCGCGAGAAGUUGAAAGUACGGCAAGGAAGGGAAUUCCGGCGAAACGCCGAAGCCGGGCGCUUUUGGUUCCCUGGUGCUUUAGAUGCCGGACGGUGGAGACCUCUUGUUUGGCAUCGCCUGGCGGGAUGAUGCUGGCCCGGCUGACAGCAAAACCAGAGAGGAAGAAGCUUGCCAAACAGCUUUGCAAAGUGGUACUGGACCAUUUUGACGCACAGUAUUCCAGAGAACUUGGAGAGGCCUGGAGCGCAGCAAGGGAUAUACUAACAUCUCCAUCAUGCUGGCAACAUGCUGUUCUUCUUAACCGAUUCAAUUACCCUUUUGAACUGGAAAAGGAUUUACAUUUCAAGGGCUAUCACACACUCUUUCAAGGAUCUUUACCCUAUUAUCCUAAAUCAUUGAAGUGUUAUCUUAGCAGAAUUCCCCACCGGAUACCUUCAGAAAGACACCAAAUUGGAAACCUAAAAAAAUACUAUCUCCUGAAUGCUGCCUCUGUUCUCCCAGUACUGGCUCUUGAAUUAAGGGACGGAGAGAAGGUUCUGGAUCUGUGUGCUGCUCCUGGAGGCAAAUCAAUCGCUCUGCUGCAGUGUGCUUGUCCAGGUUAUCUUCAUUGUAAUGAAUAUGAUAGUCUGAGAUUGAGGUGGCUGAGGCAGACGUUAGAAUCUUUCAUCCCGGAGCCUUUGGAAAAUGUAAUUAAAGUGUCUGAAUUGGAUGGCAGAGAAAUGGGAGAUGCCCAGCCUGAAAAGUUUGACAAGGUGUUAGUUGAUGCUCCAUGUUCAAAUGAUCGAAGUUGGUUGUUCUCUUCUGAUUCUCAGAAGGCAGCCUGUAGGAUAAGCCAAAGGAGAAAGUUGCCGGUUCUACAGAUAGAACUCUUAAGGUCUGCAAUUAAGGCGUUGCGUCCUGGAGGGUUACUUGUGUACUCCACAUGCACACUUUCCAAAGCAGAAAAUCAGGAUGUGGUCAGUGAAAUUUUAAAUUCCUGCAGUAACAUCAUGCCUGUGAACACAGAGGAAAUGGCAAGGACUUGCUCCCAAGACUUCGCAUUUGCGCCCACUGGCCAGGAGUGUGGACUUUUGGUGAUUCCAGAAAAGGGCAAAGCGUGGGGCCCGAUGUACGUAGCCAAACUGAAAAAAUCGUGGACUGUAUGAACUUGGUGAUGUGCACUUUGCAAACUGUGUCCGGGUACUAUUGUAUUUAUUUUUUCUGGGCUUUCUACAUGUGAACAUUUAAAUAAUUAUGGAGUCAGUUUCCCUGGAUCUGUUUUGGAAUCCAGGAUGCUAGUUUUGGAUGCUAGUUAAUACUCCAGCAUUUCAGAGUUCAGGCUUGAGAAUUUUACAGGUGUAUAUUUUUCCUAGAAAUACAUCUACAGCAGUGAUUUAAGGUGGUGCAGAUGGUGUUUGUUCUGUAUAAUAAAAUUGCUGUCUUUUACUUAGCAUUUUGUAGUUAAUCUACAUGGUUUUGUGCAUAGGAUGUUUGGAAGUAUGUCCUAUCCAUGAGGUUGGUACUUUGAACCUUUAAAAAUGCACAUUUGCUGGCCCUCUGAGGAUUUGUCUUCUUAUCAAAUAUACAGAUUCUUUGAGAGUUUUCCUCCCCCUUUUUCUUAAGAACUGAUUGGUAUUCUGAGACUAACUUCUUAAGCAGCUCCAUUUCUAGUUCUAGCAAAAUAUGUUUCCUACUUGCUAAGUUGUUUUUUGUUAAGGACUGUCUUCUGUUUACUGCAAAGGUCAGUGACUCUACUGACAUCAGCUUUAUUUCUGCACGUUUUUUGUAUUCACAAAUACAAAUUGAAAGGGGGAAUUAUGUUGAAAGGCCAUUAGAAGAGCAGAUUCACAUGCACAUGUUUGAGUUUCGACAUUCAGCUAGUAGAAUAAUGGAGUCUACCCAGCAGACUAUAAAGCAAGUGCUUGAAACAAAACCAGAAUGAUUAAUAACUGCAAUAACUGGAACUAUAUUCGGAGAGUUUUGUUACAUAAUUGCAGUUAUAAUGAGCACCACAGAAUCUGAUUAUCUUAGAGUUGCAAUCUGGAGGGGCUUUUUAUUUCACUCUGUUAUGAAAUGUUAUGUGAGAGUAUGAUGUCACAUGUUAAUGCACAAGAGGGAGAUGCCUAAUGAGAGUGGAUUAUAUUAUUACUAAAACCCAAUACAUUUACUAAGUGGCUCUCCCUGUUUACAUAUAUCUUGGGAAUGUUGUACACAUUUCUGUAUAUGUACUUAGAGUUUUAGUUUCAGGGUGGAUCAUGUGUUUUCUCUAGAAAUUGCUUCACUUAGAGUCCAAACAUAUUUUUCCAACUGUUAAGAAAAAGUAUGCACACUUCAAAAGAUUAUAUUAUUUUGGAAAUAAGCAUUUAAAAAAAAAACUCUGACUAUUCUAUAUAAUAAAAGCCUAAUAUGCAAAUUGUCCCCUUGACUGAGAGUUAGCCCAGAGUUCAACCCAGAGUUCAACCAGGGGGCGGGGCUGGCCAGCCAAUUGAGGGAAGGCCCUGGCUGGUAGCAGUGGCAGGCAGCUAGGGGCAGGAGAAGGGAGGCCCUGGCCAGCUGCCGGAAGCUGCUAGGGACCCUACUCAUGCACAAAUUUCAUGCACUGGGCCUCUAGUAUAAAUAUAAAAUUCUGCUGAAGUUGAAGCUUUUUGAAUUGUUUAUUCUAUUCUGUGCGAGUAAAUAGACUAUUUACCUAUUAGCUUUUUUUUGUUUUGCAAGCAUAUAUAACUGGGUUACUGAAACUGGGAAGUCUGAGGAAGAAUGUUUAUUCUAUACCUUCAUUCCAUUAACCUUUUUAUUUUUUUAGAAUGCUUCAUGAAUUUGCAUGUCAUCCUUGCACAGGGGCCAUGCUAAUCUUCUCUGUAUCAUUUCAAUUUUAGUAUAUGUGCUGCUGAAGCGAGCACAACCAUUUUUUUCUUUAUAUCUAAUAAUAUAUUUAAAGAAAAGCUGGAUCUCUUAGACUCAAUCAGAUAUACUGGGAUAAUAAAGAAGAUUAACGAUAAUGGAAAAAGAUAUUUGUUUGUAUGUGUGUGCCCAUUAAUUUUUUUCAAUAUGAAAUCCUGCCUUUAGAUACUGUAGGUUUAAGAAGUGCAUUCAUUCUGAGUAGGUUAAUCACAAAGUAAAUUUUCACAGUGCACUUCACUGAAUGUCAUUAUUUUCCCAACACAAUGCCAUGAAGCCUGUUCUGAGUACUCAGUGUGCCAUUGGAUUAGACCUUCCUAUGAUUACUUUAAAAAUGCAACUAUAUAUGUGUAUAUAAAUAUCUCACUUUAUUAUUAACAAUCAUUAUAAUGAAACAGCUGACAUUUAUCUAUUGACCAUUAAAUAUUUGAUUGUUAUAUAUACAUAUAACUUUUAAAAAAAGAUAGAUAGCUUUUUUGAUCUUUUAAACAGUUUCAGGAGUGAGCAUUGUAACUACCUUUUGUAGAUGAGAAAACCAAGCUCAGUACUAUUCUUGGGUCCAAGAUUAAAACUAGCUCCAAAGGCCAGGCCCUUGCCCCUCUCUGCACUAUGCUGUCUCGCAGGAUAUCCUAUAUAAUAAAAGGCCAGGGACCAUAAGCAGACGACCGGAACUACCGCUCAACCAGUCGCCAUGAGGUGCAUUGACCACCUCUCAGUCCCUCCCCUCCCCCACCUCCCCCAUCCUCCCACCUCUGCCUG